AUGACAUAUCUUAAAAAUGUGAAAGAAAUACAACGGCACAAUAAACGCUAUGAACGUGAUGAAGAAACAUACGAAUUAGCUAUCAAUCAUUUAACUGAUAUGCUCCCCGAAGAAUUUAACAAACUUCGUGGCUUUCAUUCACAAAAAAUAAAAUUAAGUGAUUUCGAAAAUGUUGCUUACAUGAAAAUUGACGAACCUUUACCAGAAAAUGUCGAUUGGCGUGAAAAAGGUGCUGUAAGUGAAGUAAAAGAACAGCUCCCCGAAGAAUUUAACAAACUUCGUGGCUUUCAUUCACAAAAAAUAAAAUUAAGUGAUUUCGAAAAUGUUGCUUACAUGAAAAUUGACGAACCUUUACCAGAAAAUGUCGAUUGGCGUGAAAAAGGUGCUGUAAGUGAAGUAAAAGAACAGGGAUUAUGUGGAAGUUGCUGGACAUUCAGUGCAGCAGGUGCAUUAGAAGGACAAAAUUUUUUAAAAACUGGUAAACUGGUUAAUCUUUCGGAGCAGAAUAUUCUCGAUUGCAGUGAUGAUAGCUACGGUAAUUAUGGAUGCGACGGUGGUUUGAUGAUGAAUGCUUUUAAAUAUGUAAGAGAAAAUGAUGGAAUUGAUACGGAAGAAUCAUAUCCAUAUGAAGGUUAUCAAGCUCAAUGUCGAUAUUCAAAUGAAUCUCGCGGUGCAACAGCUUAUGAUGCCAAAUUAUUACCUUGGGGUGAUGAAUUGCAAUUACAAGCAGCGGUUGCAUCUAUUGGGCCAAUAUCUGCUGCUAUUAAUUCAGGAUUGAUACGGUUUUACAAAAAAGGUAUUUUCUCAAGCUUGAAAAUGCCAAAAAACUGUUGAUCAUGCUGUACUUGUUGUUGG
Messenger RNA from Loa loa (African eye worm), 855 nucleotides. RefSeq lists its product as hypothetical. The record is from RefSeq and is a predicted model, not a curated record. Bases 1 to 834 code for a protein of 277 amino acids. Gene Ontology annotation, molecular function: cysteine-type endopeptidase activity. Gene Ontology annotation, cellular component: lysosome. Lineage: Eukaryota; Metazoa; Nematoda; Chromadorea; Rhabditida; Onchocercidae. The transcript has 6 exons.